UGCAGCUGCGGGAGGCACCGCCAGGAGCGGCCGCCGCCCGCGCAGGAGGAGGCGCCAUGGCUGCUGCCUUGGGAGGAGCAGAUGAUGACUUUGAUCAGUUUGAUAAACCUGGUGCAGAAAGGUCUUGGAGAAGAAGAACUGGAGACGAUGACUGGGACAGUGAACUUGAAGAUGAUUUGCUUGGAGAGGAUUUGCUUACUGGUAAAAAGAAUCAGUCAGACUUGUCAGAUGAAGAACUGAAUGAUGAUCUUCUACAGAGUGACAAUGAAGAUGAACAAAAUUUCAGUUCUCAAGGUGUCACAGUUAGUCUUAAUGCUACAUCUGGCAUGGUUACAUCAUAUGACUACUCUGAGAACGCUAAUGAUCAUUCGAUAGAACAUGAGUCGGAAUAUGACCAAGGGGAGGACGAAAUAGCUUAUGACAAAUCGGAUGAACCUGAAGUAUACUCUCAAGAGUACACAGGGGAAGGACAGUAUGAAGGCAAUGAUGCUGAGCUGACAGAAGACCAAAUAGAAUAUGUGGAAGAACAGGGAGAGGAAGAAAUUUACAAUGAUGAAGUGCUAGACCUUGAAAUCAAUGAACCUCUAGAUGAAUUUCCAGAUGAAGAUUAUAUACAGUCAUAUAAUGAACAACAAGGGAUGGAAGAACAGGAAGAAUAUGUAGCUGAAGAGGAAUUGGAGGAGGUUGCUGAUUCCCAAAUACCUACAAAUGAAUCAGAAGAGGCAGCUAUUGAAACUCUGGAACUUCAGGAGGAAACAAAAGAAGAAUCUGAUGAAGAGGAGGAGGAGGAUGAAGAAUCUGGACGACUACGUUUCAAAACUGAACGAAAAGAAGGAACCAUCAUUAGGCUCUCAGACAUAACGAGAGAGAGGAGAAACAUUCCAGAAACUUUGGAACUCUCAGCAGAAGCCAAAGCAGCGUUAUUUGAAUUUGAAGAAAGGGAAAGACAGCUUAAACAGGGACGCUACGGCUCAAGGAGAGGAGGGAGGAGAGGAGGUUCCAUAAUGUGUCAUGGAAUGGGAGAACAAAGAAGAGACAACAAUGAAAGGGGAAGAAUGAAGGAUCACAGGCCUGCGCUGCUGCCAACGCAGCCACCAACAGUGGGUCAUUCACAGAGGUUAAUUCCUCCUCACCAGCAGCAGCCUAUUAGGAGUCUGUUCCAGCAGCAACAGCUACAAACGCUGCUUCCUAUGCAGCAUCAACACCAUUCAUCUCCUCCUCCAGGACUACAUAUGCCACCCCAGAUAGAAACACCUGGAAUAAUGAUGACUCCACCCCCAGUGACACCCCAGCAACCGAAGAACAUACAUAUAAACCCACAUUUCAAAGGGACAGUAGUGACGCCUGUGCAAGUGCCCUUGUUGCCAGUCCCAACCCAGCCAAGACCUGCUGUAGGACCCCAGAGAUUUCCUGGCCCUCCAGAUUUUCAGCAGCACCCUCCUGGACCUGUUCCUACCAACUUCACCCAAGCCCCAAGAAUCCCUCUACAGGACCAGUGGAGAGGCCCACCUCCACCACCUAUGCCUCCACCUCCUCCGCCUCCUCCUCCUCCCCAGGAAAGAGACCCUUUCUUCAUGGGAGAUCCAAGAUUCCCGAGUCAUCAUAUGUUCGAGCAACGGAGUCCCCCACCUCCACCCCCUCCCCCACUCCUUAACAGUACCCAUCCUGUCCCUACCCAGAAUCCUCUGCCUUUCAAUCAACCUGGACCAGGAUAUAAUCAGCAAGGGCAGCAACCAGUAUUUCCCAGAGACAGACCAGUAAGACCAAACAUCCAGCCUCAGAAUCCUGCCGGAAUUCUUCACUUCAGCCAACCAGGUUCAGCAAAUCCACGGCCUUUCAUGCAACCCAGACAACAAUUCUUACAAAACCCAGGACAGCCAUUUCUAGCAACACAUACACAGCCCAAUAUGCAGGGUCCCUUGCACCCUCCUCUACCGCCUCAGCCUCACCAUCAGCAACAACAACACCAGCACCACCAGCAGCAGCACCAACAACAGCAGCAGCACCAACAACAGCAGCAGCACCAGCAGCAUCAUCAGCAUCAGCAUCAACAUCAGCAUCACCAUCAUCUUGCUGGUCCACCACAGCCUUUGAUUCCCAUUACCCAGCAACAGUUCAGACCUCAUUUGCAGACUUCACAGCAACAGUCAAAUAACAAUAGAAUGCAAUGUCAACAGCGGCAGGGUCCAAUGAAUCCAAGACAUAGUACACCAACACAGAACAUGGUCAAGCGUCCGAAUCAGCAGCUACAGUCAACUGCUUCAAGAAAUAGCAACUUGCGUGAAUUACCAAUAGCACCUUCGCAUGCUAUUGAAAUUAGUAACAACCGGCGAACCGCUGCACCUGCUGCGCAGGUGAAACCCAUUACCAGCACAACACCUGCUACAAGAUCUGUAGUAGGUGUUGGAAGCCCACAUGGAAGGACUGAAAUGAAAGCUAGAGCAGUCGUGCCAGUGGUCCAAACUAAAGUAGAAGUAAAAUCUGAACCAGAGUUUCCCGAUGAAGAUGAAGAAACCAGAUUAUACCGUUUGAAGAUAGAAGAACAGAAACGCCUAAGAGAAGAAAUUCUGAAACAAAAGGAGCUGAGACGGCAGCAGCAGGCAGGUGCUAGAAAGAGAGAGUUACUUGAAAGACUUGCACAACAGCAGCAACAGCCUCCUACACAACAAUCUUUCACACAGCAGGAAGAGGAAUCAUCAGAGUUUCCCACCAAUGGAAAUCCAUUUAUAGUCCAUCCUGGUGCACAGGCCAGGCAAAAUGUGAAAAAUAGACUUCUUGUUAAAAAGCAAGACAUGGUGGUUGCAAAUAUUCAGCCCAAACCCACAGAUUUCAUGCAAGAUGGGGCUAAUAUGCAUUUUCAAGGACAGCAAGUGAAAACAGUGAAGCCUUUGAGACAGACUAGAACAGUACCACAAAGUCAGCUUCAGCCAUCGCCAAAAGUAUUACAAACAAAACCUGCUGCAACUACAGCAUCGUUCACCCCAGGACAGACUGCUAGGGUGGCAUCGAUACAAGGAAGGCCUCAGGAACUGAAACCUGGUGUGAAAAGGACUGUCAUGCAACGGGCAAACAGUGGUAGUGGAGAUGGGCCCCAUGUCGGCACCAAAGUGAGGGUGAUUAAGUUGUCAGGAGGGCAGGAGGGGGAGAAUGUUGGCUUUGUGCAGCCAGAGGGCCAGCCCCAACGCCUCCAACAACCUCAAGAACUGAGACAGCAGCCAGUGCGGAAGGUCACAUUGACAAAGGGACCACUCCAGCAGCAGCAGCAACAGCAGCAGCAGGCUCAGAUACAUUCAACAGUUCCACAAGGAGUCAAAAACAUCCAAGGGAUUCAUCCAGCUAAAAAGGUCAUUAUGCAUGGGAGAGGCAGAGGAGUAGCAGGCCAGAUGGGCCGAGGACGCUUGAUGCCAAAUAAACAGAACCUGCGAGUGGUGGAGUGCAAACCUCAGCCCUGUGUUGUGUCAGUUGAAGGGCUUUCUUCAUCAACUACUGAUGUCCAACUGAAAAACCUGCUGAUGUCAGUAGGACCCAUUCAGAGUUUACAGAUGCUUCCUCAGCAACGGAAAGCCAUAGCGAAAUUUAAGGAACCAGCACAUGCAUUAGCAUUUCAACAGAAAUUCCACAGGCAUAUGAUAGAUCUAUCCCACAUUAACGUGGCUUUGAUAGUUGAGUGAGCAUAGCUGAUAACGCUAAUAGAAGCAUACUGUGGAGCUACGUAGGGAGAAGAUACAAAGGCAAAACCAUCAGGAUCUGAAGUCUUUUCAGUUUACAGUCUUUCUUUAACUGCUCUGUAGAACUACAGAAAGUAACAAGAUUUCCUCAAGAUAAGCUGAACUUAAGAGGAUCUAGCAAAGUGGAGUUUUGUGUUCAAUUUCUUCACAUUCGGUUGUAACCCCAUGGAACUACAGAUUUUUUUUCCAAGUGCUUACAAUGCAUGUAGACAUUGUUCUUCAAGAUCGUACUGUGUGAUCACAGUGACUUGAGUUGAGAAAAAGAACACUUACAUUGAAAAAUUUAAAAAGUUUCUUCAUAGCAAAGAAUAUUUGAUAAUGGUUGCUCUUAUCUUCAGUGCAGGGUAUUUAAAUGAGAACUCACUUCUCUAAACAAAACACAUGUAUGUUGUUCCUCUGAGAAGAUAGAAGGUGCAUUCUUAUAUAGAUUAAGACAUGGCCUACUUGAUUGAUGAUGAUAAUCUGAAAGGCUUUGGAGGUGACACUGGAAGUCUGUAGUUUCUGUUUUUGUAAAUAUAGUAGAU
Molecule: messenger RNA, 4252 nt
Organism: Emys orbicularis (European pond turtle)
Lineage: Eukaryota; Metazoa; Chordata; Testudines; Emydidae
Gene: RBM33
Product: RNA binding motif protein 33
Exons: 19
Coding region: 57-3671 (1204 amino acids)
Molecular function (GO): RNA binding
Source: RefSeq, a predicted model, not a curated record